UCGAAAUAUAGCUUAGCCCGCUUCAGUCGCUCAGGGUGAACCCAUUUGUGUGCACGUUAGUUUUUGAUUGCGGCCGGAUCAUGAAGAGUGAGCAAAUUAUCGAAAAGAUACGAAACAAAUUGAAGGAUUCUAAUCCUGAACGGCGCACCGUUUUAAGCGUAUUUCAAUUCAAUAUCACCGAUGCAAAUGGGGAGUUGAUCAAAAGUGUAGUGUUUGAUUUUAAAGACUUGAACAUCUACGAUGGUACAAUGGACUCAGCGGAUGCCGAGAUUACCAUAACGGAUGAUGAUUUCUAUAUGGUGGGCACCAAGGAAAUGACUUUCGAUUCGCUACUGGCUGAGAAUAAAGCGCUAGUAAAGGGAGAUACAACGGCAAUAGACAAGAUUCUUGCGAAGUUUCGUUCAGCAGAAGAAAAGUGACUUUUGGAAACACUCGCCCAAAUAAUUUUAAUUUCGAUAGUCGCCUAUUAAUUUUUCAACUUUUGGGGAGAGUUUUCACUUCAACGGCAAUAGCAGUUAUGUAUGUAUAUACUCACAAGCACAAGUGUUACUGCGCUUACAGUGGGACGAACAUGAUCAUUUACGUAAUUUUUGGCUUCAGUGAAUUUUUUGUUGCAACGAAGUAAAAUAUAUAUUUCCUUCAAGGAGUUAUGAUAUAAAAAAUAAAAAUGUUAUGCAAUUCUAUAAAAUAUGAGUUACUUCUUGUAAUAAAUAUAAUUUAAAUUUCA
Molecule: messenger RNA, 727 nt
Organism: Anastrepha obliqua
Lineage: Eukaryota; Metazoa; Arthropoda; Insecta; Diptera; Tephritidae
Gene: euc
Exons: 3
Coding region: 81-419 (112 amino acids)
Cellular component (GO): cytosol
Source: RefSeq, a predicted model, not a curated record